UCCCGCCGCUCCCGGCGCUCCGAGCGCGGGCCUGGGGACUCGGGAUCCCGCCGCCGGGGCCGCAGCAUGGGGCGCUUCCGCGGGGGCCUGCGGUGCAUCAAGUACCUGCUGCUCGGCUUCAACCUGCUCUUCUGGUUGGCAGGGUCUGCUGUCAUUGGUUUUGGACUAUGGUUUCGGUUUGGAGGCACCAUCAAGGAUUUCUCAUCGGAAGACAAGUCCCCAGAGUAUUUCUACAUGGGGCUGUAUGUGCUGGUUGGAGCAGGGGCCCUGAUGAUGGCUGUGGGCUUCUUCGGGUGCUGCGGAGCCAUGCGGGAGUCGCAGUGUGUGCUCGGAUCUUUCUUCACCUGCCUACUGGUGAUAUUUGCUGCUGAAGUAACCACUGGAGUAUUUGCUUUUAUAGGCAAGGAUGUAGCUAUACGACAUGUUCAGACCAUGUAUGAAGAGGCUUAUAAUGAUUACCUGAGAGACAGGGAAAGGGGGAACGGGACUCUCAUUACCUUCCACUCAACAUUUCAGUGCUGUGGAAAAGAAAGCUCUGAACAGGUCCAACCCACAUGCCCAAAGGAGCUUCUAGGGCCCAAGAAUUGCAUUGAUGAAAUUGAGGCCAUAAUCAGUGUUAAGCUCCAGCUCAUCGGAAUUGUUGGUAUUGGGAUUGCAGGUCUUACGAUCUUUGGCAUGAUAUUCAGCAUGGUUCUUUGCUGCGCAAUACGAACCUCACGAGAUAUGAUAUGAAGCUACUUCUACAUGAAAAUUGCAAUCUAGAGCCUUCAUACGGCUGUCACCGGAACUGUCUCCUGGCUCAUUUUUAACAUUCAAAGGACAUUAGGAUCUAAAAUAAUAUGCUGUUAAUUGUACAUUUGCACAUGUAUGUAUGUUUGGCUCAUUAUUCGUUUACCCCUUGAGUGAAUGCUGUGUAUGUUGACAGAGAUUCACGUGUGGUCUGUGUGUUUCUGGUGUAUGCAUUGUACAUAAUGAAAUCUGUUUGCUGGAAAUUCCUGGUUCUUAUUAUAUCAGAGGAACAACCUAUUUGACUCUCAGAAAAAGAUCAUCAAACUUUGAUAAACUUUAAAAACUUGGCUAUUCAGAAGAAAUGAUAAUGGGUCAUUUUCUCAGAUUCUAGCCAUAGAAAGUUAGAUACAGAGAAUUCAGGAUUUCUGCUUAACGGAAGCAAUAAGUUACAGGACUUGAGAGAUGAUGGUGUAGUGCUAAAAUUGACUACAUCUGAGUUAGGUGUAAGGGUUUCCUGGGAUUUUUUUAUAUACAUACUCUACCCAGAACACAGUAAAACACAGUUUUAGAACUAAACACAUCUGUAAAACUAAAUAUAGCAUGGAAAAUCUAAUUUGAAUAAGUCAUACUUUCCUAGUAUUUAAAAACAAAAAACUCUCUCUGAAAGGAGUGGUCACACAGACAAUCAUGUGCCCUAUAAAAGUGAGUGUUUUUAGGACUUUUAAAAAAAUACCUUUUAGUAACUUUUUAAGGAAAUUUUUUGUUCUUAUAUAAAUACAUUUAAAUAUUACUUUAUAACUUUCUUUUUCCUGACUCUGCUCUGAACUACAGCAGCCCUCCAUGAACAAAAGGGCUUUUAUCUCAAAUUUUUCCAUGUUUCUCCAAAUGUACAGAUAGAAAGACUAAAGCAAGAGAUCUGGCAGUUGCAAAUAGUGGGAAAGAGAAUUUUUACUGGCACUGCAUCUUUGAAAUACCUCAUAACUUGAGUUUACAUAUUUUCCUAAUUUUUUGUAUUUUUCUUAUUCACCAGAGAAUUAUUCUUCAUAGAUUUUGACCUACAGUUUUCACCCCUUAAGAUAAAACAAAAUUCUUCCUAAUUCAAAUAUUAUAUCAUAAGCAUCCUUGGCCAAACCAAAAGAAAGAAAAGCAUCUACUAGUUGGGUGCACAUAGCAGAGACAAGCCAAGAAAAUUAAAAUACUUACACCCACAGAACAGAAAUAUUUUUUUCUGUGUAAAUCUCCUAUAAAAAUAAAAUUUUCAUAUUCUUUAUGGUCUUGAUGCUUCAAUUUAGGUAGGUAAACCCAAAUUUAGAAUCUAAACUUAUAUCUUUGUCAAUUUUCAACAACUUAGUACAUUUAGUAGAUCAUAGAGGGGGUUUUUUAUUACACUUUAAAAGGCCACACAAAAGUGAAAGUACUGGGGACUUUGGAAACCAUGUAAGUUUCUGUGAGAACACAAGUCUUUGGGGAUGCACUAAAGGAAAGCGUGCACUCCCAAGAAACUUUUACAAAACGUUUUGCUGAAAAGACUUAACCACUACAAAUAGUCUUAUUGGCAUAGAGAACCACACUUCUCCUGCCAUACUUGCUACGGCUACGAACUUUGGAGGAAGCUUUUCUGGAAAAAAAAAAAGUCAGAUUGGAAGCAAGCUAAAAAUUUAAUUGUACAUGGCUACUUCACUGUGUCUAUAGCUAAAGAAAAGUUUAUUUUAACAAAAUCACUUCAUGAAAUAGAUGUUUAUACUCCAGUAGGUGAGAAAUAUAACCUUUUAAGCAAAGAACAAAGAGCCCAUCUCUCUUCAUGGCUGUAGUUCAUCCUCUACCUGAAGACAGGCCCAAGUGCAUUCGUUUCUUCCACCUCAGAAUCGUCUCUGAUUCAAACACACUGAGUUUCAUUCUAUACCUGAUUAACAACCUUAAGAAGACUACAAUACUUAAAAGUGGGGAAGUGGAGAUCUGUUCCAUCUAUGGUUAAUGUGUCCCUUUGGGGAGUAGUUUUUCCAAAAUCUGUGCCAUGAGUAAAAUUAGAGAAUUCCACCUCUGAGUGAGGGCAGAUUUUUAUAUAUCGUAAAUCUAUAUAUAUCUUGAAUUCCUAUAUAUCUUGAAUCUAUAUGUGUCUUGAAUCUAUGUAUCUUGAAUAUAUAACUCUUGAAUAUAUAUACAUAUAUAACUUGAAUAUAUGUAUGCACGAAUGUGUGUGAAUACAGACAUAUUCAUGUAUACAUAUAUGGGUACAUAUAUAUAUAUAUACAUACACACACAUAUAUAUAAAUUUUUGGUUAUAUCUGUUUACCUGAACUGAUUUGAGAUCAGACCCAAAUAUAUUCUUAAGCAUCUGGUACCAAGGCACUGAAUUAAAAUUUCUUGAUGAACUAUUUUAAGUUAUUUCAAAUUAAAUUUUCUAUGUACUGGAAUUGCUUGUUUGAUUUCUCUUAAAAUUCUAUUGUAUCUUUUUUAAAAGGGAUUUUUAAAAAGAUUUUAUUUAUUUAUUUGACAGAGGAGACACAGCAAGAGAGGGAACACAAACAGGGAGAGUGGGAGAGGGAGAAGCAGGCUUCCCGCGGAGCAGGGAGCCCCAUGCGGGGCUCGAUGCCAGGCCCCUGGGAUCAUGAGCUGAGCCGAAGACAGGCCCUUAACGACUGAGUCACCCAGGUGCCCCAAAAUUCUAAUAUAUCUUUAUACACAUCUUUACACAAUUUAUCUAAAUGUCCAACUACCAAACCAUAUGGUUAAAAAAAAAAAAAGGAAAGAAUAGUAACCCUUCUGUAGUGUGACUAUGAGGAGCUAGACUUAAAAGCAACCCUAAGGAAUUUUGUGCAAAUAGAUUUCAAUUAACAUUGUCUCAUCCAAACUAUACUAUCCAGAAUAGCUCCUUUGUUGUCCAGGGUUCAAUCUGUAAAGCCACACACUGGUACAGGGACCAGUGUAGUCCCCCGCACAGUCAUCCAAGAGAGUUGCUCUCCUUUCCCCGUGUGCCCCGUUAAUAGGUUUACUUGAUGAAAACGAGGCUUGUGGGAAAAAGGCAGUGAAGGAGAUAGCGUAUCUUCCCAAGUCAGUAUCAAAGAUUAAAAGGAAGAGGCACCCUUGGGAGUUCAGGAACUUUCCUGGUUCACCUCUCCAUUGACAUCCCCUUUGGCCACCAGCCCCUGAUUUCAGCAACCCUAUUUUACCCACCCCUAUGAGGGAGCAUUCCUGGGCCCCUAAGCCAGCCAAUUAACUGCAUCAUCUUAAUUUGGACUUGUCAAAAUCAAAUUUAUAUUAAGGUAUAUUUUAAGGGGCACAAAAAGUUUCUACUUUCUUUCAACAUGACUAUUUUUUCCUAUAAAGUGUACCUGAAAGUUAUUAUCUGUAGGCAUCCAUUGAAAGGUAAAAAGACUACACUAAUGCAAAAUGUUAUUAAUCAUUUUGUUGAUAUCCUCACUGUCAAAAAAGUUAAAUACGUCCCAGGAAACCACUAUUCCAAUGGCUCUCUCCUGGGGAUAUGGAAAGCAUGAAGUAUAGAAGUAAUAUGUCCUGAAUGCUGCAAAGCAAAAUCUGUGCUGAUUUCAUGAAAUUUUUAGCUAAUGUGCCAAAAACCCAUCUGAAGCUUUGGGAUUUGUUUUCAUUGUUUUUUUUCUUGUAUAAUUUAAUGUUGGUUUUACUUAUAUUAAAUAGAAGAAAUUUAAAUUAAAAGAAAUAACCAACUAUGAGGUAGCAAACCUGGCAAUGAAUGAAUAUUAUCUAAAUUGUUACAAUUAUUAUAUUGAUGAGAGUUUCUGUUAAUUAUAAAUCAAAUAUGCAUCA
Molecule: messenger RNA, 4512 nt
Organism: Mirounga angustirostris (Northern elephant seal)
Lineage: Eukaryota; Metazoa; Chordata; Mammalia; Carnivora; Phocidae
Gene: TSPAN2
Product: tetraspanin 2
Exons: 8
Coding region: 67-732 (221 amino acids)
Cellular component (GO): plasma membrane
Source: RefSeq, a predicted model, not a curated record